Molecule: messenger RNA, 1879 nt
Organism: Carcharodon carcharias (great white shark)
Lineage: Eukaryota; Metazoa; Chordata; Chondrichthyes; Lamniformes; Lamnidae
Exons: 4
Coding region: 443-1723 (426 amino acids)
Source: RefSeq, a predicted model, not a curated record
UUCAGAGUGCGAGAGAUUGUGACCCGACCUGCUUCAAUGGCGAUAGAGGAAGCUGUUUGGCCUGAAUCAAUCAGCUCGAAUUAUUAACGACUGAUUAUUAUUGCUGAUAAUAUUAAUGUAGCACUGGAGUCUCAAUAAGUCGGAGAGCCGUGUUCAUGAAGUUCCUGUGGACAUGAAGACCAACUGUUUUGUGUAGCUGUCAACAUGAAGAAAACGCUCGGAGGAAAUUACUUGAAACAUCCGUUAAAUUUUCAGGCAAAGCUGAGUGAGACCUAGGCCACCUUGCUGAUGAAGAGCCACGAUAUCGGAGACACUCAACAGGUUGCGCAUUUGAAGACUUGCCUCUUUUUUUUAUUUUGGAGUUUCUUUCUGAAUAGGAACUGGCUUCAUUGUGAGAUCUGAGUAAUUCUGUUCCUCCAGAGGAAGUGGCAAACAGUGAACCAUGACAUAUUUUGAACGUUUUCCCGUGCGUUUACCAGAAUGGAGUGUAGGUCUCAGGAAAAUCAGAUUUGUAUUCUUGAGUCCUCCCAAUUCAAUUAAGGUGUGUCAAGAUUUUCAGGUGGAGGAAAACCUGACCCCUCUUUUCCUUGGUGCUGAUGUUGUUGCAAAAACUGGCAUCCGCAGUGAAAAUCAUCCAAGAAUUCAUGCAAAAUUUGCAAAGAAAGGAUUGGCAACUAAGCUCAGCUUUAGUUCAGAAUUUCGAUUUGAAGGACUGAAGAUACCAACUGUUGUGAACAAUUUGUGGUUUUAUAGCAUUCAGGGACUGUUUCGAGUUGCUUUCGAGAUGUACACUAAAGAGCAACAGUUAGAAGUCCUUGUUGUACUUCAGGAUUUGUGGAAAGCAAGAAUAAAUGACCCCAUUCUGAAUGAAAAAUAUGAUGUUAAGAUUCUGCAAAACUUCCCUAAAGAAGAACUGCUUGAAAAUUGCAUUUCUGAAAUGAAGAACCACAAAAGUUUCAAUGUAUUACAUUCAAGCAUUCAAGGUGCUAAUUUGGUACCUGAUAUUAAUGUAUAUCAGGAAGCUGCUUCACCCUUCGAUCCUACUUGCAACAGUAUUUUUAAUCAGGAUGACCAUAACUAUUGUGUACAAGAGGAAAGAAUUUUACAACAAACUGAAGAACUUUGUGCAGAUAACUCAUCAUAUGUGGAAGUUUUGGGUUAUGAUUCUUUAUCUAUCAAGUUUAGGUCAGUUUAUCAGGCUUUUAAAAUGUUACCAUUGCAAAUACAAAAGGAACACAAGAAAGCAAUUACACUGUUACUUGAUUUUGUAGAACUCCUAAUAAGUGAAAACAUAUCUGCACAGAAGUUGGCUGAUAUGAUGCUGCAACUUCUGACUCAUCUUCAAGAUUUCAUUAUCAAAACAGAAACCACUGAAACAGGGGUUAAUUCUAUUUAUUGUAGUCACAUGCUUUAUACUGUAAGUAAUUGGUUGGGUCAUCAGUUUUAUUCUGCGAAUGCCUCUAUCAGCAGACAAGUAGAAGAGUUUAAAACAACUCACAUCGACAGAAUCACAGACUUACCACCUGCUGAGGAAUUGGUAGACAAACUAUUUCCUGAAGCAAUGAAGGUUUUGCUAUUAAGCUGGAUGGGGCUUGAUGAUAAUUCUGCCUUGUGGAAACGUCAAAGUGAAUAUCCUAUAGUGCUGCUUAUAUUAGAGUUUGCCAAUCAUAAUCUAAUCACUGGUGUAGCUCAUGUUUUGUAUUCUAGUUUGAUAUGUAAAUAAGUUUUUAGGUCGGUGUUUGGAUUGUAUUUAAACUAGAUGUCACUGCUUCAAUUUAGGUAUCUUUUGAAGAAGUUGAAUAAUCUUGAACAGUAAAAAGUCAUUUUAGAAGUUUACACAGACAUUUGGAGAUGUUAUUUCAUUAAAAUUUAAUUACCA